AUGAGCGAAUUCCACGAUGCUGUCUCAUCACUCCUGGAAGCUCUUGAAAAGGGGCUUUCGAUAAUCAAAGCACAAAAGAAAAGGCGUCCUAAGGAUCAAGCUUCUUCGAAGAAAACUCCCGAGGCCCACCUAAGCAGGUCGCUGAAAAAGAACCAUGCGGAGGUCAAAAAAAUAUACAGUCGAGAUCUAGCUCGUUUUGGAGCUGGUUUUGCUGCGGGUGAUGCAGAAGCCCAUUCAUCGAUAUCCAGGAUUCUUACUCGGCUGAGCACUGGUUUUUUGUCCAUCAUUGAAAGAUUCACAAAAGUUGGCAGUACGUCUUCCGAUUACCAGGUCCUGUUAAACCUAUCAAACACUACCCGGAAUGAAACAAUACAAACCUUUGAUCAAUUAUCGAAGCGUUUGUCAAGUUCAUCAUUGGCGUUGGCUCCAGGGAAGCAAUCCUCGGAUACCCGACAUAGUAGAAAUGGUCAUCGAUACAAGACGAAGAAAUCCACGGUUCAGCAUACUCGAACUAAAAAUUCUCCUGAUGUUUCUGUCACGCGGAAUGGGUGGGUCCGUCCCAAAUCCAACAAAAACCGCUCUUCAGACUCAAAAUCCCCCCGCACAACAGAAACCAAGCGCAAAGCAGCAGCCGUACCCCCCAAAGCACCCCUCCCCGCACCGCAGACUCUCUUGACCUACCCCUCCGGCCCCUAUCCCAUAUCACCACCUCAUCCUCCUCAUCUCUCACGUCGCGAGACCAGAAAAUCCAUCAUGUCCUUCGCGUCCGACAGUACGAAGCUAGGAGAGAUCCCCGAACACAAGUGGACUAGACCGCCUAUUGUGUACGAGACUGGCGGUUUCGAUGGGGCGGGAUUCCCUGUUACGACUUAUUAUCCGCUGCAGCCUUAUCAAGAGCCUGUGAAGCCGCGGUCGAGAUUUAUGCGGAUGUUUAGGAAAUAG
Molecule: messenger RNA, 942 nt
Organism: Lachnellula hyalina
Lineage: Eukaryota; Fungi; Ascomycota; Leotiomycetes; Helotiales; Lachnaceae
Exons: 3
Coding region: 1-942 (313 amino acids)
Source: RefSeq, a predicted model, not a curated record